This is a messenger RNA of Danio rerio (zebrafish), 3533 nucleotides long. RefSeq names its product transmembrane protein 101 (gene tmem101). Lineage: Eukaryota; Metazoa; Chordata; Actinopteri; Cypriniformes; Danionidae. The record is from RefSeq and is marked validated.
AAUACACUUCCGCCAUCCUGAGCUAUGGCUGCUGCAACCCGCAAGAAAGCACUGAGAUUUUUCUCUCAGUUCGGAGCUUUUAUUCUGACCCGGUUCGGCUUCUGGAACUGCUUCGCCAUGUUGAUGCUGUUCGCGGAGCGCGCCGACGUCAAACGGAAGCCAGACAUCCAGGUGCCCUACCUGUACAUAGAUCUGGGAGCUGCAGUGCUGUGUGCCAGUUUCAUGUCGUUUGGUGUGAAGAGAAGAUGGUUCGCGCUGGCAGCUGCCAUUCAUCUGGCCCUCAGCACCUAUGUGUCCUAUGUGGGAGGGCAAGUCCAUUAUGGAGACUGGCUGAAGGUACGGAUGUACUCCCGAGCAAUGGCCAUCAUCGGAGGCUUUCUGAUUCUGUCCAGCGGAGCGGGAGAGGUUUACAGACAGAAACCCCGCACACGCUCACUGCAGUCCACCGGACAGGUCUUCCUGGGCAUUUACUUGAUAUGUAUGGUGUACUCGCUGCAGCACAGUAAGGAGGACCGGCUGGCCUAUCUGGACCACAUUCCCGGAGGAGAGCUGACUGUUCAGCUGCUGGUGCUGGUGUUCGGUGUGCUGGCGCUCGCAUACCUGUCUGGAUGUUACGUGCGCGUGGCUUCACAGAUCCUGGCUGUCCUCUUACCGCUGGUCAUCCUCUUCAUCGACGGUAACUUCGGUUAUUGGCACCGCAGCUGCCGUGUGGAGUUCUGGAACCAGAUGAAGCUCAUCGGGCAGAACGUGGGCAUCUUCGGAGCCGUGCUCAUUUUGGCCACCGACAGCUAAACAUGCGUGAAAGAUCUCCGUACAAGGACAAACGGUGAGCUCGUGCGUGUCUCAGGGGAUCAUUUUGAUGACGUUAAUGCUCUGAACAUUCAAAGGUGCAGAGGAUGCAAUUCUCAGCUCGCUUUUUGGAGUAUCAGAUCGCGAGCGUAAAGUCUUCUGAAGGCUGUUUACAUUACAUUUUGUUUGCUUUUUUUAUUAUGCGUUAUUUAAAAGAACGACUACAAGUCUUAAUAGUUAAAGUUGAAUGCUGAUUUAAAGGGGUAGUUCACGCACAAAUGGAAAGUUGCUCAUUAUUUAUUCACCCACAAGUCGUUUCCAUUCAUUUUGAGUUUAUUUUUUUCUGUUGAACAUAAAAGAAGAUAUUUUGAAGAAUGCUGAAAUCCUGUAACCAUUGACUUCUGUAGUAGGAAAAAGCAAAUGCUAUGGAAGUCAAUGGUUGCAACUUUUUUUAAAAUAUCUUUUCGCAUUUAACAGAUAAAAGAAACACGGGUUUGAAACAAGUAAAAGAUGACAAAACUGUAAUUUUUGCGUGAACUAUCCCUAUUAAGGGAACAACAAUGAGUGUUAAUAGGUAAAAUAAAGUUGAAUGCUGAUUUAAAGGGGUAGUUCACGCACAAAUGGAAAUUUGCUCAUUAUUUAUUCACCCACAAGUCGUUUCCAUUCAUUUUGAGUUUAUUUUUUUCUGUUGAACACAAAAGAAGAUAAUUUGAAGAAUGCUAAAAUCCUGUAACCAUUGACUUCUGUAGUAGGAAAACACUUGCCAUGGGAGUCAGUGGUUGCAGCUUUCUUCAAAAUAUCUUUUUUUGUUCAGCAGAUGAAAGAAACACAAGUUUGAAACAUGUAAAUGAUGACAGAAGUGUAAUUUUUGGGUGAACUAUCCCUAUUAAGGGGACGACGAUGAGUCUUACCAGUUAAAUUAAAGUUGAAUGCUUAAAGGUAUAGUUCACGGAAAAAUGGAAAUUUGCUUAUUAUUUAUUCACCCUCCAGUAAUUUCCAUUCAUUUUGAGUUUAUUUUGUUUUCUGUUGAACACAAAAGAAGAUGAUUUGAAGAAUGCUGAAAUCCUGUAACCAUUGACUUCUAUAGUAGAAAAAAACAAAUACUAUGGAAGUCAUUAGUUACAGGUUUUCAGCUUUCUUCAAAACAUCUUAUUUUCUGUUCAACAGAUGAAAGAAACACGGGUUUGAAACAAGUAAGUGAUGACAGAAUUGUUAUUUUUGGAUGAACUAUCCCUAUUAAGGAGACGACGGUGAGUCUUAAUAGUUGAAGUUGAAUGCUGAUUUAAAGGGGUAGUUCACACACAAAUGGAAAUUUGCUCAUUAUUUAUUCACCCUCAAGUCGUUUCCAUUCAAUUUGAGUUUAUUUUAUUUUUGUUGAACACAAAAGAAGAUAAUUUGAAGAAUGCUGAAAUCCUGUAACCAUUGACUUCUGUAGUAGGAAAACACAUGCUAUGGAAGUCAGUGGUUGCAGCUUUCUUCAAUAUAUCCUCUUUUGUGUUCAACAGAUAAAUGAAACAGGUUUGAAAUAAGUAAAUGAUGACAGAAUUUUUUUUUUUUUGGGUGAACUAUCCCUAUUAAGUGGACAACGAUGAGUCUUAAUAGUUAAAUUAAAGUUGAAUGCUGAUUUAAAGGGGUAGUUCACACACAAAUGGAAAUUUGCUCAUUAUUUAUUCACCCACAUGUCGUUUUCAUUCAUUUUGAGUUUAUUUUUUUCUGUUGAACACAAAAGAAGAUAUUUUGAAAAAUGCUGAAAUCCUGUAACCAUUGACUUGUAGGAAAACAAAUACUAUGGAAGUCAAUGGUUGCAGCUUUCUUCAAAAUAUCUUCUUUUGUGUUCAACAGAUAAAAGAAACACAAGUUUGAAACAAGUAAAUGAUGACAGAAGUGUAAUUUUUGGGUGAACUAUCCCUAUUAAGGGGACGACGAUGAGUUUUACCAGUUAAAUUAAAGUUGAAUGCUUAAAGGUAUAGUUCACGGAAAAAUGGAAAUUUGCUUAUUAUUUAUUCACCCUCAAGUAAUUUCCAUUCAUUUUGAGUUUAUUUUUUCUGUUGAACACAAAAGAAGAUAAUUUGAAGAAUGCUGAAAUCCUGUAACCAUUGACUUGUAUAGUAGGAAAACACAUGCUAUGGAAGUCAGUGGUUGCAGCUUUCUUCAAAAUAUCCUCUUUUGUGUUCAAAAGAUAAAUGAAACAGGUUUGAAACAAGUACAUGAUGACAGAAUUGUAAUUUUUUUGUGAACUAUCCCUAUAAUGGGGACGACGAUGAGCAGCGUUAAUAGUUAAAUUAAAGUUGAAUGCUGAUUUAAAAAGGUAGUUCACGUACAAAUGGAAAUUUGCUCAUUAUUUAUUCGUUUCCAUUCAAUUUGAGUUUAUUUUUUUCCGUUGAACACAAAAGAAGAUAAUUUGAAGAAUGCUGAAAUCCUGUAACCAUUGACUUCUGUAGUAGGAAAACAAAUACUAUGGAAGUCAAUGGUUGCAACUUUUUUUAAAAUAUCUUUUCGUGUGUUCAACAGAUGAAAGAAACCCAUAAAGGGUUGAAACAAGUAAAUGAUGACAGAAUUGUAAUUUUUGGGUGAACUAUCCCUAUUAAAGGGAGUUUGUAAACAUUAUUUCAUGUUUUUCAGCUAUGUUACAGACAUUUCUCAUGACACUGCAUUUUUUUGCUGCUUGUAAUAAUUUUGCAUUCCUGAUACAACUUCUGUAAAAGCGUCACAAUGUCAAAUAAAAUCGUUUUGUAUGCAAUCUA